AUGGCCGCUAGGUUUCUUAGUUUGAGACGCGCUUUGACUCUCUACCUCAGUAACCAACAACCUCGGAUUCCUUUGUCUCAAGCCGAUAAGUUGUGGCAAUCGAAGUUUCUCUUCAGCAGAGAUAACAGAUAUGGGAACUUACUUCAGAGACAAUUCUGUGUAACGCGUGAGGCUCAUGAAGCUUUACAAACCAAUGGCCACAGCUCUUCAACCUCUGCUACUGAAUUGGCCAAAGCUCCCUCCCCUGCAACGGCCUCUGAGGAUCUGAUUGUGAAGUACAAGUCCCAGUUGAAAAUAAACCCGAGGCAUGACUUCAUGAUGGUCUUUACUUGCAAGGUCUGUGAGACGAGAUCAAUGAAGAUGGCGAGCCGAGAAUCAUAUGAGAACGGCGUCGUGGUGGUACGAUGUGGAGGGUGUGAUAAUCUACACUUGAUUGCAGAUCGUUGUGGUUGGUUUGGUGAACCGGGAAGCGUGGAGGACUUUCUCGCUGCUCGUGGAGAAGAAUUCAAGAAAGUAUCCAUGGAUUCUCUUAACCUUACGUUUGAAGAUUUAGCUGGAGAGAAGAUGUCCAAUGAAUAG
This is a messenger RNA of Arabis nemorensis, 579 nucleotides long. The record is from the annotation of a GenBank genome assembly. NCBI's taxonomy places the organism in Eukaryota, Viridiplantae, Streptophyta, Magnoliopsida, Brassicales, Brassicaceae.